GGGAGGCCUACGAAUCGGGGUAGUAGUUGGUUGGGUUGGUGAGUGGCGAGUGGCGAGUGGGCGAGUCUCCAACUCUUGGGAGGCCGUGCGUACAUAAAUACAGCCUAUACAUAUACCAUAGAUCCACUGCAGAGCUGUCAUCUCCUAAUCUCCUCUGUCUCUUUUCUGCGAAUUCACAUUCGCAAAUCUGAAUCUCAUCUCCCUCAUUUUCCAGAGAUACGUAGAUCUGGUUAUUGGACAGCGAAGGAGAAGAAGCAAAAAUGAAGGUGAUAGACAAGGUGAGAUCCGAGACUGAGAAAGGAAGAACUGUUUUCUCCUUCGAAUUCUUCCCUCCGAAGACCGACGAUGGAGUCGACAACCUGUUCGACAGGAUGGAUCGUAUGGUCACUCACAACCCCGCAUUCUGUGAUAUCACUUGGGGUGCUGGCGGCUCCACCGCUGAUCUGACGCUCGACAUCGCUAACAAGAUGCAGAACAUGAUUUGCGUGGAAACUAUGAUGCACCUCACUUGCACCAACAUGCCUGUUGAGAAGAUCGAUCACGCCCUGAACAAUAUCAAGUCCAAUGGAAUCCAGAACGUGCUUGCCCUCCGCGGGGAUCCUCCCCAUGGACAGGACAAGUUCGUGCAGGUCGAGGGUGGCUUUGCCUGUGCCCUAGACUUGGUGAAACAUAUCAGGGGCAACUACGGUGAUUACUUCGGCAUCACUGUCGCUGGAUAUCCAGAGGGACACCCAGAUGUAAUUGCAAACGAUGGCGUGGCUCCUCCAGAAGCUUAUCAGAGUGAUCUUGCAUAUUUGAAGAAAAAGGUUGAUGCUGGAGCAGAUCUUAUUGUCACUCAACUCUUCUAUGACACUGAUAUCUUCCUCAAAUUUGUGGACGAUUGUCGCCAAAUUGGAAUUACAUGUCCCAUUGUUCCUGGGAUAAUGCCCAUCAAUAACUAUAAGGGCUUCUUACGUAUGACAGGUUUUUGCAAAACAAAGGUACCUGCUGAGAUUACCGCUGCAUUGGAGCCUAUAAAGGACAAUGAAGAAGCUGUCAGAUCCUAUGGCAUUCACCUUGGAACUGAAAUGUGCCGGAAGAUUUUAGCUCACGGAAUUAAGACUCUGCAUCUUUACACACUAAACAUGGAGAAAUCAGCAUUGGCCAUAUUAAUGAAUCUUGGUUUGAUUGAGGAGUCCAAAGUUGCACGGUCUCUACCUUGGAGACGUCCAACAAAUGUUUUCCGUGUUAAAGAAGAUGUUCGUCCAAUAUUCUGGGCCAAUCGUCCAAAGAGCUACAUAUCAAGAACUAUAGGCUGGGAUCAGUAUCCUCAUGGGCGAUGGAGCGAUUCGAGUAAUCCAUCAUAUGGCGGUCUCACUGACUAUCAGUUCAUGCGACCACGUGCACGUGACAAAAGACUUAAUGACGAAUGGGUUACUCCCUUGAAAAGCAUUGAAGAUGUUCAUGAGAAAUUUAAGAAAUUUUGCUUGGGGAAGUUAAGAAGCAACCCUUGGUCUGAAUUGGAUGGGCUUCAGCCAGAGACAAGAAUCAUAAAUGAGCAGCUGGGCAAAAUCAACUUGAAGGGUUUCCUCACAAUCAAUAGCCAGCCUGCAGUGAAUGCAGAAAAAUCCGAGUCUCCAUCUGUUGGUUGGGGUGGCCCUGGAGGUUAUGUUUAUCAGAAGGCUUAUCUGGAGUUCUUCUGCUCGAUGGACAAAUUGAAUGCUCUUGUUAAUAAAUGCAAGUCUUUUCCAAGUAUAACUUACAUGGCUAUAAACAAAGAAGGGUGUUGGAUGUCCAACAUCAACAAAACCGAUAUAAAUGCGGUAACUUGGGGAGUUUUCCCUGCAAAAGAAAUCAUCCAGCCAACAGUUGUUGAUCCUGCUAGCUUCGUGGUCUGGAAGGAUGAAGCAUUUGAAAUUUGGUCAAGGGCAUGGGGUAACUUGUACCCCGAGGGUGAUUCGUCUAGAAAGUUGCUCGAAGAGGUACAAAAGAGCUACUAUUUGGUGAGCUUGGUAGACAAUGACUACAUCAACGGCGAUAUAUUUGGUGUGUUCGCAGAUCUCUAAUUUCAGCAUUACUCGGUUUUUAAUCUGAUCUCAAAUCAUUCAGUAAAAACCAUUUUAAAGGAAAAAAAUGGUGCUUCCCCAAAUUUAAAUGUAGCUUUAUGAUCUUUUGUUGUAUUGAUUUAUAUAAAUCUUAUUGAUUUUCAAUAACAUGUUGCUUGGGAUUUUGAUGCAUCCCUUGCUGAGUGGUGGGAAUUAUGUUUGGAUGAUAACAUGCUUUUAGGCAGGCUGGGAAAUCAAUCUGUAGUCUUACCUACCAA
This is a messenger RNA of Carica papaya (papaya), 2302 nucleotides long. RefSeq names its product methylenetetrahydrofolate reductase 1 (gene MTHFR1). The record is from RefSeq and is a predicted model, not a curated record. Gene Ontology annotation, biological process: tetrahydrofolate interconversion. Gene Ontology annotation, molecular function: methylenetetrahydrofolate reductase [NAD(P)H] activity; FAD binding. Gene Ontology annotation, cellular component: cytosol. NCBI's taxonomy places the organism in Eukaryota, Viridiplantae, Streptophyta, Magnoliopsida, Brassicales, Caricaceae.